Messenger RNA from Delphinapterus leucas (beluga whale), 1103 nucleotides. It is a transcript of the gene MRPS2, whose product is annotated as mitochondrial ribosomal protein S2. Gene Ontology annotation, cellular component: ribosome; mitochondrial small ribosomal subunit. Gene Ontology annotation, biological process: translation. Gene Ontology annotation, molecular function: structural constituent of ribosome. The record is from RefSeq and is a predicted model, not a curated record. Lineage: Eukaryota; Metazoa; Chordata; Mammalia; Artiodactyla; Monodontidae.
UCCGCCUACCGGAGUCCACGCCAUGGUAGCCGGCUCGGUCUUACCCCGGCUGCUCGGCGCAGGUGUCCGGCGCUGGCCGCUCCAGCUGCACCUCGUCCAGACGGCGACCCCGGGCCCGGUGGGGCCGAGCGGCAGGACGCUGGGGAGCGCCGUGACGCGGGAGCCCGAGCGCAGCAGCGACCCCAGGCUUGGGAGCCGGGAUCCAGACCCUGCAUCCUCUCCCCUCCCCGCCGCAGAUCUGAACGAGAGGAUCCUGAGCGAGCCCCUCAAGCACUUAGACUUCUUCAAUGUCAAAGAAUUGUUUUCUGUAAGAAGUCUCUUCGAUGCCCGGGUGCACCUGGGACACAAAGCGGGCUGUCGGCACAGGUUCAUGGAGCCGUAUAUCUUCGGGAGCCGCUUGGACCAGGACAUCAUUGACCUGGAACAGACGGCGACGCACCUGCAGCUGGCCUUGAAUUUCACGGCCCACAUGGCCUAUCGCGAGGGCAUCAUCCUGUUUGUGAGCCGCAGGCGGCAGUUCUCACACCUGAUCGAGAACGUGGCCCGGGACUGCGGGGAAUACGCCCAUACCCGCUACUUCAAGGGCGGCCUGCUGACCAACGCGCCCCUCCUCCUGGGCCCCAGCGUCCGCCUGCCAGACCUCAUCAUCUUUCUGCACACGCUCAACAACGUCUUUGAGCCCCACAUAGCUGUGAGGGACGCGGCCAAGAUGAACAUCCCCACUGUGGGCAUCGUGGACACCAACUGCAACCCAUCCCUCAUCACGUACCCCAUCCCGGGAAACGACGACUCGCCCCCGGCCGUCCAGCUCUUCUGCAGGCUCUUCCAGACCACCAUCAACCGGGCCAAAGAGAAGCGCAAGCAGGUCGAGGCCCUGUACCGACUGCAGGGCCAGGAGGGCACCAAGGGCCGCGGUACAGCCGACCCUCCUUCCCCGGGAGUGCAGGCCGAGCUGGACUUGGGUCAUUCCCCUUGACCUGCCUGCUCUUCUCCCGAGUGAAACAGCAGCUGAGUCUGUUCUGAAGCUGGGAACCAACCCCCUGUACCCACACCCACGCCCGGCAUGGUCCUUAGCAUCUUCCCAGUUAUUUCCAGGCUUUGGG